This is a messenger RNA of Saccostrea echinata, 3825 nucleotides long. RefSeq names its product ATP-dependent DNA/RNA helicase DHX36-like. Gene Ontology annotation, molecular function: DNA helicase activity; G-quadruplex RNA binding; ATP binding. The transcript is spliced from 28 exons. The record is from RefSeq and is a predicted model, not a curated record. Gene Ontology annotation, cellular component: nucleus; cytoplasm; intracellular anatomical structure. Lineage: Eukaryota; Metazoa; Mollusca; Bivalvia; Ostreida; Ostreidae. Bases 35 to 3445 code for a protein of 1136 amino acids.
GAAAAGGCCCGAAAUAUAGGAAAGGAGAAAUUGAAUGCAAUUUUGUCGAGUUUUGAGACCGGGCUUUACAGCAAAUGCCAUGAGUUGGCAUGGAGGGAGACGUGGAAGGAGAUAUUACCAGGACGAUGGGGACAGAAACAAUUAUGGUCAUGGGGCCAGAGGGUUUGGGGAUGAUGAUGGGAGGUAUGGUAGAAAUAGGGACAUGGAUUAUGGAGAGCGGGAUGAAGGCCCUCAGGGUAAUGAUAGAUGGAGGAACAGAGGUGGAAGAGGAAGACCUGAUUAUAGGAGAGAUUACGGUAGAGGCAGUGAUAGUCAAGGUGAAAGACGUGGAAGACGUCCAUUUGGAUUGAGAGGCAGAGACAUUGGAAUGUUUUAUGCUGCUCGAAGCAAGGCCAAAAAAGAAAGAAGGGAGAUUGAAGAGAGACCAUUGGUUGCCAUGGAAACCAGCGAUAUGAAUAAGAUAAAGAAAGUAUUAGAUUCCAUGAAGGAAAGUACAGAAGAAAGGGGCUCUAUCAAAACAGAGAAAAUGAGACCAAGCACAGCUCCAAACUUAUCAAGAGCAACUGAUGCAAAAUAUACUAGCAUGGAUAGUACCGGUACCCAAGGUAGGCAAGCCUCAGCUGUUGGAAUUGACAAAACCUCAACAGAGGGUAGUGACCUGGAGGCAGAAAAGGAGGGUAGUUAUGUUGGGGAGGAAGUCUCUGGAUGGGAGGCAUCAGCCUCUCCUGAGAAGAAGAAGGUUAAGAAACAUAGGGGUAUUAAAAAAGAACCUGAGGAAGACUCGUCUGUAAGCAGUCAAACAGUAGCCUCCUCCAGUGUGAAGGAGGAAGAUAUAGUGAAGACAGAAUUCCCAGAUGUUGAAGAAAUUAAGGAGUUUUCUGAGGAUCUGGAUCAAAUUUUACCAGAGGGAAGCUCUGAUUUAGAGCUUGAUCAAGAGAUAAACCGCCAACCUGAUCUUGAUGAUCAAUUCAAGGCAGAAUUAGAACAAAAAUCAUCAAAUCCCAAGUAUAAGAAGAUGUUAUUAUGUAGGCAACGUUUACCUGCUUACAAACAGCAAAAGGAAGUGGUGGAACUUGUAAACUCGAACCAAAUAAUUGUGUUGAGUGGUGAAACAGGAUGUGGAAAAACUACUCAGGUACCACAGUUCAUAUUAGAUCACUACAUUGAGCGUGGUAUGGGAUCCAUGUGCAAUAUUAUCUGUACUCAACCGAGGAGAAUAUCUGCAAUUUCAGUUGCAGAACGUGUGGCAGAUGAGAGAGCAGAAAAAUGUUCCCAGUUUGAUAGAAGUUCCUCUGUGGGAUAUUCAAUUAGAUUAGAGAACCGACUUCCUAGAAAGAGGGGCUCCAUUUUAUUUUGCACCACAGGAAUUAUUUUGAGAAGAUUGGAGUCUGAUCCAACAUUGAAGUCAGUUUCACAUAUCAUCAUUGACGAAGUUCAUGAGCGAGACCUGCUGUGUGAUUUUCUGAUGGUGGUUGUGAAGGAUUUAGUUGCUGUCCGUCCUGAUCUCCGAGUUAUUCUUAUGAGUGCCACUCUCAAUGCAGAAAAAUUCUCCAAGUAUUUUAAUAAUUGUCCACAUAUCAACAUUCCUGGGUUUACCUAUCCUGUAAAAGAAUAUUUCCUGGAAGAUGUGGUGCAACUUACAGGGUAUUAUCCUGAGCAGCCAGCUCAACCCAAAAGAAAAGGAAGAUGGGGAGGGAAGUGGAGGAAACAACAGCUGAUGGAGGAGGAAGAGGAGAAGUGGAAAAUGGAUGCUUGGGCCAGAAAUCUUCCCACCAAUAAAUAUUCCCGAGACACGAUAUCAACAUUAGAACGUAUGGAUAUGAAGAAAAUAGAUCUAGAUCUAGUCAUGGCAGUUUUGCGUCACAUUGUGAACAAUAUGAAGGAUGGGGCAGUUUUGGUAUUUGUUCCUGGGUGGAAAGAAAUAUCAGAUCUUAAUAAGAUGCUAGAGAAAGAUUCCAGGAUAAACAUUGGAAAGCUUCGUAUUGUCCCAUUACAUUCCUUGAUGCCCACAGUGAAUCAAAGAGAAGUCUUUGACAAACCACCGCCAGGAAUUCGUAAAAUUGUUAUAGCAACCAACAUAGCAGAAACAAGUAUAACAAUUGAUGACAUUGUGUAUGUAGUGGACUGUGGGUUUAUAAAGGUCAAGGACUUCCAACCAGAUACAGGAUUACUGUCUUUGGACAGUCACCCUGUCUCUCGAGCUAAUGCUCAGCAGCGCAGAGGGAGGGCUGGAAGAGUACAAGCAGGUCAUUGCUUUCAUCUGUUUACAAGUCUCCAGUAUGAGGAGAUGAAGGAAUAUCUGGCCCCAGAAAUACUAAGAACAAGGCUGGAGGAGCUGUGUUUGAUGAUUAAGAUGUUGAAGUUAGGGAAGAUUGAACCAUUUGUCAGCAAAGCCUUGGAUGUUCCUUCAGCUGAGUCUGUGAGAGCUGCUAUUGUUCUCCUGCAGAAUUUACAAGCCCUGGAUGAUGAUGAAGAGUUGCUUCCCUUAGGGUAUCACUUAGCCCGACUUCCAUUAGACCCUCACACCGGUAAAAUGAUACUGUUUGCUGCUAUGUUCGGUUGCCUGGAUCCUGUUUGCCUGGUGGCAGCAUGUCUCAGUUUCAAGUCCCCCUUCUUUACACCUUUGGGAAAAGAAUCGCAAGCAGAUAGAUGCAGAAAAGAACUGGCAGGAAGAAGCAAGAGUGACCACAUGAUGCUUAUAAAAGCCUUUAAGGGAUGGGAGAGGGCAACACGAAAUGGAAAUGGUGGAAAGUUCUGUUAUGAUAAUUUUAUGUCAGAAGCAACACUCCGGUUGUUAAAGAAAAUGAAGAAACAGUUUGCGGAACUGUUAUUUGAUAUAGGAUUUGUAAACUCUUCUGAUCCAGAGAACAGAAAAUCCAAUGUUCAUUCAGAUAAUGAGAACUUGAUAACUGCUGUUGUUUGUGCUGGCCUUUAUCCUAAUAUUGCCAAGGUCACAAAGGAAGCCAUACCAGGAAAAAGGUGUGUAGGUGUACAACUUCAGAAUGGAGGGAAGGCCUAUGUCCACAAGCAGUCUGUUAAUUCUUACGUGACAUUUUUCCCAUCAAAGUGGUUAAUUUACCACAAAAUCAUGAAGACACAGACGGUGAAUGUUUAUGACUGCAGUAUGGUGUCACCCUACCCUCUGUUGUUCUUUGGAGGAAAAAUCUCUUACUCUAUUUCUCCUGUAAAAGGCAGAGACAGAGAGUGCAUAAAGGUAGAUGAUUGGAUAACAUUCUGGACAGACAAAGCAACCUUUGAUCUAGUCAAGGAUCUGAGGAAGCAGUUAGACAGAAUCCUAGAAGACAGAAUUGUGUCACCCAAGGCCUUUGAUUUGACCGUAGAGUCCAGAGACCAGGUCAUCAUUAAUGCUAUAGUGGACCUCAUUUGUAAAGAGGAAGUUAACUUCCACAACUUCAGAGAGGAGGAUUUUGAUGAUUCCAGCUGAGGACACCUCCCCUAGGAAAGGGGAAAUUUGAAUGCUCCAUACAAAGAGAGUAGCUAUGUGAACAAUUUCUAGCCAUGGCAUUAUCUUUCCAGCACACAUUUGGAGAUGAAAAUUUAAGCCAGAUUUAAUGCAGUGAGGGAUUUUUAAAGAUCUAGGGUAGUCAGAGUUGAAUUCUACAGACAGCAUUCUUUGAUUCACACUGAUGCAGUAAUUACACCUACCAGAAAGGGUGUAGAAAGUCAGACAUGAAGUGUCAGCUAUGACAAAAACACAGUGAUUUCUUUAAUUCUUGUUUUACUGAUAAACUGAGAUUUGUAUUGUUGUUGAUUGCAAUCAUAUUUUAUAUUUUGACAUGAAUUAAUAAAAGUACAUGUAGCUUG